UAACCAUUCACGUAGUUUGGUUGCGUCUUGGUGUAUUUAAUGUUGCCAAUAACGAGGGAUUUUUUUUUUUUUAAGCCGAGUACAGGUCGUGCUGCAAUUAGUUCAUUGAAAACUCAGUUGCUCUCUGAGCGCUUGGACAGAGACUGCUUUCGGCUUUUUUUUCUGCUGAUCGUUAAGAUCUUCUAUAGAGAGCUGCAACAAUGCCCAAAAGAAAGGCUGCCGGUCAAGGUGAUAUGAGGCAGGAGCCAAAGAGAAGAUCAGCCAGACUGUCUGCUAUGCCUGUGCCCAUUAUACCAGAGUUGAAGCCCAAAAGAACAUCAACUCCAAAGAAAAUGAAGACAAAAAAUGAUAUGAUGGAAAGAAAUACAGAUGCAGGUGCCAAAGCAAUAGCUGAAAACAAGCAAGAGGAAGUUAUUAAAGGAGAAUGUAAUGCUGAAAAUGCUGAAAAUGAAGAAGCCAAAAUUAUGGAGGCACCAGCUCCUGAAAAAGAACUUGAGGAAAUGAAAGAAGAAAAAGAUGAAGAUGAUGUUGAACCAUCUUUGCAGCCCAGGAACAAAUCCCGCAUGGUUGUGGUGAAUAGUCCUUUUGAUGUACUGUUGGAUCUUAUUGGCCAGUAUCUUGGUGAAAUUUUGGCACCCAUGUUCAUCAGGCAUAUUUCUGUAAUUCUACUUUUUGGCUUUAGCAUAAACAUCAGAGCACAGCAGCUGGGAACGCCCAGCUUGCCCAGUGGCCAGGAACGUCCAGCUUACACAGCAGUUGGGAAUGCCCAGCUCACUCAGGGCAGAAUGCUGCCCCAACUGAAACUUGAUUGCUCUUGA
Ailuropoda melanoleuca (giant panda) is the source of this 818-nucleotide messenger RNA. RefSeq names its product high mobility group nucleosome binding domain 5 (gene HMGN5). Gene Ontology annotation, biological process: chromatin organization. Gene Ontology annotation, molecular function: nucleosomal DNA binding. Gene Ontology annotation, cellular component: nucleus; chromatin. The transcript is spliced from 8 exons. The coding region runs from base 201 to 818 and encodes 205 amino acids. The record is from RefSeq and is a predicted model, not a curated record. NCBI's taxonomy places the organism in Eukaryota, Metazoa, Chordata, Mammalia, Carnivora, Ursidae.